Vigna umbellata (rice bean) is the source of this 374-nucleotide messenger RNA. The record is from RefSeq and is a predicted model, not a curated record. Lineage: Eukaryota; Viridiplantae; Streptophyta; Magnoliopsida; Fabales; Fabaceae.
UCCACAAAGACUUCCAUGAAGCUGUGGCAAAAAUGACCAUAAUAGAUGCUUUUCUCUUCAUUAUUGUUCAUUCCAUUGACAAGCUGGGGAUAUGGCCUCGUCUGCCUGUUUUCUUAGGGCUAUUGUAUCUGGCUAUCAGACGUCACCUUCACCAAGAGUACAACCUCUUCAACGUUGGAACAACACCAACUGGGAUUAGGUUCAACCAUUCAGAUUUUCCAUACAGAACAGCUGAUGGAAAAUAUAACGAUCCUUUCAAUGAAGUUGCUGGCAGCCAAGGCACCUUUUUUGGCAGAAACAUGCUCCCUGUUGAUCAGAAGGAAAAGGUCAACAAUCAUAUAUAUAUAUAUAUAUAUAUAUAUAUAUAUAGCUAG